CUUUACAGUCGUUGCCGCCAUCAAUACCUCCAUUGUUGUUCUUUGUCGCCAUCAACACCUUCAUCAUCGUUCGCCACUGUUGCAGCUGUCGUCGCUCCUGCCAUUAAUGCCGCCAUUGCCAUUCGCCUCCGACUAGUUCACCAUCAACGCUUCCAAUUAAUCGCUUAAUCAUCGUCGCCUCCGACUACUUUGCCACUCAUUGCUUCGCUGUCGCUGCCACCUCUACCUCUGGUCACUCGUUGUUUCGCAUUGUCACAGACUGAUUCACCUUUGGUGAACACUAUUUCCCUCUCUUCUUUCCUUCUCUUUUAUCCCUCUCUUCCAUGCAACAAGAUUGUAGCCGUCGCCGCUGCCACCUUCACCAAACCCUCCACCUUCUUCGCUCUUUCGCUGUGUCGACCAUCUCUGAUGCUUCCCUCAAUCCAGCCAGUCACUGCUGCUUCACCCGAUGCCUUUGGCUACCAUUUCUACGCUCUUUCACCUCAAGUCACUGCUGCUGCAAAUAGGGAGGUCCAUUGUAAUUAAUGGACGAUUGGUGCUGCCUUAUUGUCCUCAUGGUUGCUAUCUUGAUCUCCAUCAAUAUCAAUCCUCAAUCCUCAAAUGUAUAUGGUCAGGAGGCUUCCACGUGCAUAUACAGCAAACCCAAAUCAAGAAAUGACUAAAGCUCUUCGUGACUUGCAUGGGAGAUAUAUCCUUCAUUGCUCUUAUAUUUAUAGCCUUUAAAUAUUAAGUACUUAUCCCAACUAGCUUGUUAGUCGCAUAUCGAAAAGAUAUAUACAUACAUACACACAAGAAUGGAUGCUCGUUAUCAGGCUUUGGUUGAAGCAAUUAAGGCUGGAGAUCUUAAAGUCCUGCGCCAAUUGAUUCUAGAAAAUCCAUUCAUUCUCACGGAUUUCUCACUUUUACCACCUCAAGAACCUCUGUUAUGUGUUGCUACAUGUGCAGACAAGCUCGACAUUAAUAUUGUGCAAGAACUCGUGAGACACAGGGCUGAACUGGCGAAAGAAUUGAACGGCCAUGGGCUCAGGCCACCGGACAUAGCUUCAAAGAAUGGAAACGUGGAGAUAGUGAGAGAGCUUGUCAAGAAUGACGCUGAAAUGUGUCGGCUCAAAGGCAAAGAUAAAAGAACGGCUCUUCACCAUGCUGCUGUCCAUGGCAGAGUUGAAGUCAUAGACGUGUUGGUCUAUGUUUGCUCAGAGUCCAUCAAAGAUGUAACAGCAAAAGGGGAAACUGCACUUCACCUUGCGGUGAAAAGCGGCCAGUUUGAAGCAUUUCGUGCCUUAGUCGACUGGCUUCUAAGGUCGGGAGAGGAAGCUAUCAUAAAUCAGGGAGAUUGUGAAGAAAACACUGUUUUGCACCUUGCAGCCUCAACAAAGCAGCUUGAAGUCAUAGAAUUAUUAUUGGAAAUAAGAACCACGGGUGUGAAGGUGGAUGUGAACGCCCAGAAUUCAAGAGGGUUGACAGCAGUGAAUAUAUUGAACGAAAUUAAGAAACCCACUCCAGCAGAUGUUGAGCUCAGAAAUGAUCUCAAAUCCGCCAGCGCAGUUGCGUCUAAGUCUCCUGUUGAGUCCCCGUUGGGAACCGAAGUACAAAACUUGCUGCUAGUAGUGGCUGUACUGUUCGUCACUAUCACUUUUCAAGGAGUCAUCAAUCCUCCUCAGUACAUAUUUAGUACCGAUUCGAGCGUUGGCAACUCAUCGACGUCGACCUCCGGAAACACCACCACCACCCCUAACACGAUCUCGGGAAACACCAUCAACACGAACAGUGUAAACAGCCCCGCGACGGUGACCACGAUGAUUACAUUAAUAGGAACCGUCGAAAACCAUUCAGUGUCGACGCUGUUUUUGUUUUUUAACACUCUGGUGCACACCGCGGCAUUUACAACCAUAGAGCUGGUCACUCGUCGACUUGUUUUCCGACGGGAGCUUCUUGUGUCCACCUGUUGUGUGUCGGUUAUUUAUGGUUUUUUAGUGGCCAAACUUGCCGUCAAAGAAUCUGUCCCAUCUUACCUUCUGUAUAUAGCCUUCUUUCUGCCAGCCAGCCAGCAUGAGACAGUUGCCAGAGUGGGCAUUCAAAGUUUGGAAAUGGCUGAGACAACGCCGUGUGGAGCGGCGUUGGACGCAAAAUAAUGCUGGGUAAUUGAAGGCCAGGAACGGACGUUGUAAUAAAUUAUGGGACUGUGAUGCAUCUCCAAUUUUGGAGAUGGUUUUGUUUCCUUGUGCCAUCGUCAUUAAGUAUAGAAAGCUAGAAUUUAAACUAGACGUCUAUGGGCAUGUGUGUCAUGUGCAGGAAUUUGAGUUGUUAGAAUGUGCAGGAAAUUUGAAGAGUUGGAAGUUAUGUCAAGUUGAAAAGUCACAAGAGAAUCAAUUUGUGUCAAGAUGAAGAGUCAUAUGUAAUGCUAUAUAAAGAGCAUUUUAAGCUAUUUUCAUGUGUGAGAUUAAUCAAAAACAAAGAACAAUUUAAUUUAAUUAAUUUCUUCUCCAGUCUGUCCAAUUCUUCUUUUGUUUUUUUUUUUUUUGUCAUGAAAUACUUCACUUAAUUCUUACUAGUACGCUCUCUUUCUUUUUCAACUUUGGGAUGGAGAUUCAUCUUAAUUUGUUCACCCUCCCUAGAUUCCUUUUAUUCCAAAGCUUUUCAAACACUCCAAACUCAUCAGAAGUCAAGAGAGAGAUUCACCAAGCGAAGCACUGAACAGUAAACAUGCACGCUGCUAAUUGUGGCUACGCGUGGUGGGGUGGUGUUCAGUAAUGGAAAAACAAGUGGUCUCAUCAGAACUUUUGGGACAUGAAUCUCUGAUCCUAGGCCGUCUUUUUUUGUUUUUCGUUUGCCAACACUAUGGGGGUUUUACCCUCACGUGUUGUGAUAACUCAUCUCACUGAGGAUGAUGGGCAUCCUUUCCAGCUGGAGGUUAGGAUGUCUACAUUGCCUAUGUUAAUGUUCACCUAUCGUGCUUCAAUUGGCAAUCUUGCUGGCCAAGCAUCUUGCCCCCCUUCUGUUGGGAUUAGCCAUCAUUCUGCCAUGUUUUAAAAGGUGGUUGCCAGCUGGGUGCACAUUGAAAGCUCGCUCGGAACUGGCUGGAACAAGUUUUACCCAAAAAUGGAAUGCAACUUGCAACAUAAAGUGGAUUGGAUGCAUUGCUUGAUAAUUAAGCAGGUGUUUAUGUUUGCUGAUUUAUGUAUUUUUAAUAUUUAUUAGUAAAACAUUCGUUUCUUAGAAUCUCGUUUAUUUUUUAGUUAAAG
Diospyros lotus (date-plum) is the source of this 3242-nucleotide messenger RNA. RefSeq names its product ankyrin repeat-containing protein BDA1-like. Gene Ontology annotation, molecular function: protein binding. Lineage: Eukaryota; Viridiplantae; Streptophyta; Magnoliopsida; Ericales; Ebenaceae. The record is from RefSeq and is a predicted model, not a curated record. Bases 795 to 2132 code for a protein of 445 amino acids. The transcript has 3 exons.